UUCUCUUUCUUUUUCAGUCCCCUCCUCGGAAGUAUAGACGCGUUUGUCUAUAUUCCGUCCGUUUUCUUUUUUAUAAUAUAUGCAUUAACCCCCGUUCAUUUCUUUAUACACAAUGGAGGCGAAGGCGGAAUUGUAGAGAUGCCUCGAUUCGACUUGUUCUUUUAUUUAAUCACAGUUUAAUGGACCGGAUGAUCUCCAAGUCGGACUGCGUUGCCCACAGCCUUGCAGGGGAGGUUGCCGUAUCCAGCGGGGAGGUAGGCUUUUCCUGGGUUCGUGAUGAAGUUUGCCGAACCCACGGAAGGCCAGAAGCUGUCUUUUCUCCUGGAAAAGGCUGCUUCUAGGGAAGCCGAGCUGUGGAGGAGCUAUGUGCCUAAGAAACCAGCCAGUCAGGAUACAGAUAUCUCCCCUGCCCAGCGUGACGAGGCCGUGCGGUGGCUCACUGACGUGCACCGGUGCUUGAAGCUUUAUCCAGAAACCCUCUGUUUGGCCAUCUCCGUACUCGACCGCUUUCUCUCCACCAUUAAGGCUCGUCCCAAGUACCUGCGCUGCAUUGCUAUCACCUGUUUUUUCUUGGCAGCUAAGACAAGUGAAGAGGAUGAGCGUAUCCCUGCUCUUAGAGAGCUGAUCAGCAGCAGUGCUUGUGGAUGUACUCCUUCAGAAGUGUUGAGGAUGGAGAGGAUCGUUCUGGAUAAACUCAGCUGGAACCUGCAUGCAGCCACUCCCCUUGAUUUCCUGCACAUUUUCCAUGCAAUGGUGUUCAGCUGCAAGGCUGUGAGUUCAGGCAUAUUAUUGGGUCUGAACAGAUCACAGCACCUUGCCCUGCUCACUCAGGAGCUGCUGCACUGCCUUUCCCAUAAUUCACUGCUGCAGGAGCGUGGCUCCAUGCUGGCCCUUGCUCUCGUCACACUGCAGCUGGAAACGCUCUGUCCUGAUUGGCUCGCUCUUGCUGCCGACCUGCUGCGCAAAGUUCAGAUUGACAGCUCCAAGCUGAUCGGCUGCCGCGAGCUAGUGGCACGUUGUCUCUCCACACACACGGCAUCCCUGCCUCCCAACACUGUAUACGUCUGCCACCCACUGCAAACCCCUCACGACCCUGGCGUGACCUUUCACCCUGUCCUGCCCACUCUGCCACUGCGCAGGAAGCCCUCGGCCAAGCGCAAGGUGGAGCAGAUGGAUGUGGACGAAUACUUCGAUGGCAUCAAGCGUCUCUACAAUGAGGAGGAGCUAGGAGGAGGGGGUGGGGCUAAUUCAGGGUACCAAUCCAUAGAGUGCGGUUCCACGCCAUGCCCUGCCCUUCAGCCUGUCACCGUCUCCUAGCAACACGCUUAGGGUUGAAGUGGGGCCAGAUCGCAGUUAUGACAGCGUCCCUCCAUCCUUUAGAGCAGAACAGAGCUAAAACACACACACACACACACACGAAAUAUGCUGCAGUUAUUUCAUAACCAUCUAUCUGUCAAAUCUAAUCACAAGAUCAUAUUUAAAAUGUGAAAGAGGAAAAUAUUCACAAAAAUGUCGGGGGUACUUCUCCCCAACCCACUCCUACUGAAAUGUCUGUCUCUGUACAUCACUGUCAUAUGUCUCUCAUAUAUCUGUGAAAAUUUCAAAUCUAACUUUGUAUUUAUAUAUUUGUUUUCCUCUGAUGACUGUGUUCGAGUGCUGUGAUCAUCUCAUGCGCUUUUCUUCUUCUUUUUUUUUUUUUUUUUUUUAUGAAAGUGCAUGAAACUCCCGAAUGUUAAAUUUGCUAAACUUGAUGUUAAUUUAAAAAUUUAUAUAACUACACAUCCUCUCUCUCUCUCUCUCUCUCUCUGUCUCCAUCUCUCUUAUUCUAUUCUACUCUAUCUGGGCUGUUUAGCCUUUUCUUUUCUCCACGUCUUGGCUGUUUAGGUGUGUGUGGUUGAGCAGUGAUAAUAUCCCUAUCACUUUUGUUAAAAGAGCAUUAACGAAGAAUCCAUGUGAACACACCAUCCAAAUCACACAGGGCACAAGACACCGUUUUAGUGUUUGUUUGAAAGAUAAUGUAUCUGUAGGAUCACUUUAACAAAAAAGGUUGAAAAAAAAAAACAAAACCUGUUGAAAUGGCACAAAAAAAAAAAGCUUUAGAUUAUUAUUACCAUUCCUUUUUUUCUCUCUGCUGAUCGUUCUUCUCCGGCUCUGUUCUUCUCCGGUGGGAGGAGGGACGCCCGCACUGCAGGAACAUCACCGUAAAAGUUCAAAUAAAUCGAAACCAUCUACUACA
Messenger RNA from Ictalurus punctatus (channel catfish), 2236 nucleotides. RefSeq names its product cyclin I (gene ccni). Gene Ontology annotation, molecular function: cyclin-dependent protein serine/threonine kinase regulator activity. The transcript is spliced from 7 exons. The record is from RefSeq and is a predicted model, not a curated record. Gene Ontology annotation, cellular component: cyclin-dependent protein kinase holoenzyme complex; cytoplasm; nucleus. Gene Ontology annotation, biological process: mitotic cell cycle phase transition; regulation of cyclin-dependent protein serine/threonine kinase activity. NCBI's taxonomy places the organism in Eukaryota, Metazoa, Chordata, Actinopteri, Siluriformes, Ictaluridae. The coding region runs from base 277 to 1317 and encodes 346 amino acids.